This is a messenger RNA of Enterobius vermicularis (human pinworm), 1869 nucleotides long. NCBI's taxonomy places the organism in Eukaryota, Metazoa, Nematoda, Chromadorea, Rhabditida, Oxyuridae. The record is from the annotation of a GenBank genome assembly.
AUGUGGUUUGAGGAACGAAGUUGGUCAAAUCUGAAGAUGUCUUCAUUAAUUGUCGAAGAGUGGAGAGAUCUUUGGUCGACAAAAGUUGAUCUAUUUGUUGCAUUGCUUUCAUACGUUUUUGCAACAACAAAUUUCCUCAAUUUACCACGUCUAAUUUUUGAUAAUGGUGGAUUAGCUUUCGUAUCGGCAUAUGGAACGGCUCUGAUUGCAUGCGUAUUUCCGCUUAUAGUUAUGGAAUUGACCGUUGGUCAGUUAACGGGUCGUGCUCCGCCGUUAGCUAUAUAUAAUCUUUGCCCGUUGUUUAAAGGUGUUGGUGUGGCGCAAGUAACGUUCUCGUUGAUUUUGAUCUCACAUUUAGCUCGCUUUCUAGGCUGGUUACUUAUUUACUUUGGUUAUCUUAUAUGGGCAGUCUUAGCCGAACGUCCUGGUUUACCGUGGUUGAAUUGUGGAACAUAUCCGGAGUUUAAUGAAUUGUCAUGUCGUGAAGCUGGACUAAUUACAAACACUUCAUUGGAAGGUGCAAGUAAACUAUGUGUUCUCGAAAAGGAAUCCUCACUCUAUCAGUUUAUGAAAACAUUCGAUAAACCUUCGUCUAGUAUAACAGAAGUUGGUGUUUUCCAGCCAUAUAUACUUGGUUCGUUUGGUCUUGUUUGGAUACUUGUUUUUGUUACUAUCUGCUUUGGAGUCAGAUGGUUAGGCAAGGUAAUUCAUUUUACGUUUAUUACUCCAUUAGUGCUUCUUGCAAUUAUUAUGGUACGAGCUCUAACAUUAACUGGAGUUAUGGAGAUCUUACAAGAAGUCUACGAUUUAACUGAUUGGCAAAGGAUGGCAGACUAUAAUAUGUGGAAGGUUGCUGUAGAGCAAGCGUUUCUAGCCACCGGAGUUGGUUUUGGUGCUUUUAUGACAAUCGCUUCUUACUGUAAACGAUCAAACAAUUUAAUUGGUGACUCUUUGCUGGUCAUGUUUGGUCAUUGUGUCCUGACAAUGAUGCAAGUUCUAACAACUUUUGGCCUGAUUGGUUUUGUCCGGUAUCGCACCGGAAUCUCAGCUGUAGAUCUUCUCGAACGAGGAGAAGCCCAGAUGUGGUAUCUAUUAUCGUAUUUGAAACAUAUACCAGAUGUUCGGAUUUGGACAGGAAUUCUCUUAGUGCUGUUUAUUUUUGCACUUUUAAACAUUUUUUACUUACUGUCUUUGAACGCUCUAUCGUCUUUUGAAGACGCCUUUGGAGAGAAAUGGUCAAAGUGCUUUCCACGUUUCUGUUUAGCUUUCCUUGUUUGUUGCUUAGGAUGCGUUUUUGGGCUUUACUACACAACACAGGGCGGUUAUUAUGUUCAUAAACUUGCUUCACUGUACAUGGGACAAGUGACUUUAUGGAUUAUAAUAUUCUUUGAAACGUUGGCGAUUGGAUGGUUUUACUGUGCGUUUAAACUGGGCAAAGACUUACGUAGUAUGCUUUCUAACUCAUGUUCUUGGUGCUUUGGUUACUUCCUGUUGCUUUUUGUUUACCUGUUACCAGUUGUACCAAUUGGCAUUCUGGUGCUCAACUUGCAAAAAUACGACGAUUCAAGUAUGGAUAGUAAGAUUACUGGAUGGAAGUACUCGGAACUUGUUGGUUGGGGUAUCAGUUGUUUACCCCUUUUACCAAUUCCAUUAUAUAUGACGCUUAUACUAUACAAAAUUUGUUCUCAAGGGCCUGGUGUAACAAAAAUGCAGAGGCUGAAAAAUACAAUGUCUUCGCCGUUACAAUUUGAUGUAGUAAAAUCAUCGAACAGCACAGUACCGCGAUAUACCAGUACCGCUCCUGGAUACGUUUUACUACCACAAGCGCCUUUGGCAGAACCGGAAAACUAUACUGAUGUAAGAGUCUGA